AUGACCCGCACAGAUACAGAGUACGAGGCCGUGGUCAUUGGCGCAGGCCCUUCCGGCAUUGCUGCCGCCUGCGAGCUCAAACGCCGUAUCGGCCUCACCAACAUCAAGAUCUUUGAGCGUGGGGCCAGGUUCGGCGGCACCUGGUUCCACAACAGGUACCCCGGAGCCGCGUGCGACGUACCUCCUCGUCUCUACUCUUUUUCCUUCUACCAGAAAAAGAAUUGGAAGGACUUCAUGGCUAGGCAGCCCGAGAUGGAAAGCUAUCUCCAGGAGGCUGCCCAAGCAUUUGGACUCGACAAGAACGCUCACUUCAACGCCGACGUCUACUCGGCUGAGUGGAUCGAGGAAAAGACGCACUGGAGGGUCAAGUACCGCUCUGUUGAUGGCGACGAGCACGGCGUCGUCACUACGCGCGUGCUUGUCAACGGCUCCGGAGCGCUCAGCGUGCCACGCGAUUGCGAUGUCGACGGAUGGCAGAGCUUCAAGGGUCCUCUCUUCCACUCUGCCAAGUGGGACACGUCGGUCGAUCUUACGGGCAAAGACGUUGUCGUGCUGGGCAACGGCUGCUCGGCCACACAGAUCGUGCCUUCGAUCGCCAAACGAGUCAAGUCGGUCACCCAGGUCGUGCGCGCAAAGCAUUGGUACGCCCCUACUCCAGAGAACCCCUUCGGAAACCCUAUCUUCCGCUGGCUCGAGCGCCACAUCCCCGGCUUUGUAGGGCUCGAACGAACCAUCUUCACCCUCUUCCUCGACAUCCACUUCAUCCAAGCCUGGAAUAAGGAGGGCAAGGGCGCACGCGAGCGCUUCGCUAAGAACUCGACUCUGUACGUGUCGACCGUAGCUCCUGAAAGGUACCACCACCUGCUCAUGCCCACGCAGGAAGAGCUCAAGGUGGCCUGCAAACGUCGAGUGUUCGACGACGCCUACAUUCCGUGUCUGAACCGAGACAACGUCGAGCUCACCAAGGAUCAAGCCGUCAAGAUCACCGAGAACGAGGUGAUCCUCCAGUCGGGACGAAGGCUCAAGGCCGAUGUCAUCAUCCUUGCGUCUGGAUUCAAGACGGGCGAUACUGCGGUGCAGAUGAGGGUGACAGGCCGCAACGGCAAGGAGCUCAACGAAGUGUGGAAGAAAGGAGGUGCGCCGCAAGCAUAUCGUUCGACCAUCUGCCACGACUUCCCCAACCUGGCGCUCAUGUGGGGACCCAACACCGCCACUGGCCAUUUCUCUGCGAUCUUCUCGAUCGAGAGCUCGGUGCGAUUCAUGUGCACCAUCUUCAAACCCCUCUUCCUGGCUGGUCCAAAGCAUUUGUCGCUUCUCGAACGAUCCGCAGGCCACACGGUCGACGUCAAGCCCGAGGCGCAGGACAAGGAGGAUGCCAUGAUCCGUCACCAGAUGGACGGUCUCAUCUACACGUCCGGUUGCAAGGGAUGGUACACCAACUCCAACGGACGAGUUUCGACGCUCUACCCUGGUUUCCAACUCACCUUUGCCCGCAGGAGCGACUACCCGGUCGCCGCCGAUCUCACCUACACCGGUCUGCCUCCUUCCACACGACCGAGCGCAUACUGGACCUACCUCCAGCAGAUCGCGUCUUUCCUGAGGAUUGGAGACGUGCCAGAAUACCGUCAAGCUUACCUAAAGAGGAGGUUGUGGAUCGUACGACACCUGCUCGACCCUCUGUUCAUGGGUGUGUACAACGUCAGUAUACAGCUGCUGCUGGUGCUCGUGUGGAUUGCAGACAAGGGUCUGUUCUACACUCGAGGCGCAAAGGACUUUGAAAAAGUCAAGCAGCAGUACUUGAUGUCCGCCGAGUAA
Pseudozyma hubeiensis SY62 is the source of this 1815-nucleotide messenger RNA. Its product is annotated as dimethylaniline monooxygenase. The transcript has a single exon. Lineage: Eukaryota; Fungi; Basidiomycota; Ustilaginomycetes; Ustilaginales; Ustilaginaceae. The coding region runs from base 1 to 1815 and encodes 604 amino acids. The record is from RefSeq and is a predicted model, not a curated record.